This is a messenger RNA of Phasianus colchicus (ring-necked pheasant), 1533 nucleotides long. RefSeq names its product protein phosphatase 1 regulatory subunit 42 (gene PPP1R42). Gene Ontology annotation, molecular function: protein binding. The record is from RefSeq and is a predicted model, not a curated record. NCBI's taxonomy places the organism in Eukaryota, Metazoa, Chordata, Aves, Galliformes, Phasianidae.
GUGCUUGUGGUAGCAGCGGUGAUGGGAGGAUGGUUGGACCAGAUCUUGCAGGUCAUUUCCACUGCACGUCUGGCCGUGCUCAGAGGAGACAGAAGACACCUCUGGCACGGCAGCCCUCUACCACAGGGACGCUGCGGGCUUGAAACCAACAGCCUGCAGCCCCGGUUCGCCCAGACAUGCGAGGAGUCACGCCGCGGCUCAGAUCAAGGCCGACGAAGCCCGCUCCCACCCGGCGCCGUUCCCGCCUCCGCUCUCCUCCCAGCGCGGGUUGGGCGCGGCGGGAGCGAUCCCCGCCCUCACGCUGUUGGCGUUUGGUUGCCGCAGCAACCGCCGGCAGUGGCGGCUGGAGCGCUGCCUCAGUGGCCGCCGGGCCGGGAGGCACGUUCGGGCUCUCUGUCCCAUCUGCACAUCAGUCCGAGAAGAAGCGCGGCUCGGCCUGCAGCACAGCCAUGGUGCGGCUGACCACUGACCUCAUCGCCAGGUGCCUCGGCCACAGGAACCGCAGGGAGGAGGACUUGGGACGGCACCUGCAAAAAAUAACUCAUCUGAAUCUAUCAGAUAAAAAUCUAGAUGCAAUCGGUGACAUCUCAUUGUGCAGAAACCUUAGAGUUUUGUAUUUAUAUGAUAACCAAAUCAGUCAAAUCCAGAACCUGGGCUUUGCUUCACAUUUAACACACCUUUACCUGCAGAACAACUGCAUUUCAAAGAUUGAAAAUCUCUCAUCACUGAAAAACCUCGAAAAACUGUACCUGGGGGGCAACUCUAUCACUGUAGUAGAGGGUUUGGAUCAAUUAAAAGAAAUAAGGGAGCUACAUAUUGAGAGUCAACACCUCCCUCUCGGUGAAAAGCUUCUCUUUGAUCCCAGAUCCCUUAGGUCCUUGGCAAAAUCUUUGUCUGUGUUGAAUAUUAGCAAUAACAACAUCGAUGAAUUAAAAGAACUGGCAGUUCUGGAAAAUCUUUCUCAUCUUAGAGCAGCUGACAAUCAACUUCAACAUAUGAAGGAUUUGGAGGUUGUAUUAAACAAAUGGACAAAGCUGUGCAGCAUGGAUCUUACAGGAAACCCCAUCUGCCACAAACCAAAGUACAGGGACAGGAUUGUUGUACAGUCACAAACUUUAGAAUACCUUGAUGGGAAAGAAAUUAAAGAAAUUGAAAGAGUGUUCCUAAUGAAUUGGAAAGCCUCCAAAGAUAUCAGGAAAAAAAGCAAAGGAAGAAUGACAAAUGAACAUGCAGACUAUCUACAUUUUUCUGGCUUUGAAACAUCUCAUUCUAUUCUUCCUUUUAACUACAGUCCAUCUCUGACAGAAAAAACAAAUAUUUUAGUUCUGUCUGAGAUGCACGAAGACAAAAGGAAUCCUCUGCCAGCAAAUGUGGAAGAAAAUAAAUCAGAGGAAAACUCAGGUUGAGGAGGAAUCUGAAGUAAUGGCAGAGCCAAGCUGAACUCUAAAAGUCAAAAGUUACAGGAUGUGCAGUUGGUCAUUAUUGGAUUUUUUUUCCUUCUCAAAACUAAAAAAGAAAGUUUUCUGACAUCUA